This is a messenger RNA of Eruca vesicaria subsp. sativa (arugula), 1111 nucleotides long. The record is from the annotation of a GenBank genome assembly. NCBI's taxonomy places the organism in Eukaryota, Viridiplantae, Streptophyta, Magnoliopsida, Brassicales, Brassicaceae.
AUUUCCCCAGGUAUCCUCUCAUCAGUUUCACUUCCGUCCGGGUUUUAUUCAUCACUCUCUCUCCUCUCUCUCUCAACGAACAAAGAAGAAAGAAAAAAUGAGCUCCCAAAUCUGCAGAUCUGCUUCGAAAGCAGCAAGGUCUCUUCUCUCCUCUGCUAAGAAUGCUCGUUUCUUCUCCGAAGGACGAGCGAUUGGUGCGGCGGCUGCGGUUACUGCAUCUGGAAAGAUGCCUCUCUAUGCAUCUAACUUUGCAAGAUCAUCAGCUUCUGGUGCCGCCUCCAAGAGUUGGAUCACUGGACUCUUGGCUCUUCCUGCUGCAGCCUACAUGGUUCAAGAUCAGGAGGUUUUUGCUGCUGAGAUGGAACGCACUUUCAUUGCCAUCAAGCCUGAUGGAGUGCAGCGAGGACUGAUAUCAGAGAUCAUUUCUCGAUUCGAACGCAAGGGAUUCAAGCUUGUUGGUAUCAAGGUCGUUGUUCCUUCCAAAGAUUUCGCACAGAAGCAUUACCAUGAUCUCAAGGAAAGACCUUUCUUCAGCGGCUUGUGUGACUUCCUUAGCUCUGGUCCUGUUAUCGCCAUGGUAUGGGAAGGAGAAGGUGUGAUCAGAUACGGACGUAAACUGAUUGGAGCCACCGAUCCUCAGAAAUCUGAGCCUGGGACUAUCCGAGGAGAUCUUGCUGUUGUUGUUGGGAGGAACAUAAUCCAUGGAAGUGAUGGACCAGAGACUGCUAAAGAUGAGAUUAAUCUGUGGUUCAAGCCUCAAGAACUUGUCUCUUACACCAACAACGCUGAGAAGUGGAUCUAUGGCGACAACUAAACCCCUCUUUCUCUCUUCUUUUGACAUCCAAUAAAAUUGUUCUUGUUCCUUUACCCCCAAACAAUAAAACAAAAAACAGGUAUUACAUAUACAAACACAUUCCGGGUUUUGUAUUUUCCCGGUGAACUCAGUUAUCAGAGCAGAAGUAAUAAUAAGUAUGAGAAUGAGAUUAUUGGAUAUUGAAAAUUUUGUUUGUUUUGCAUGGAAGAUGCAGAUUCUAGAUAUUAGCUUGCGUUUUUUUUGUUUUGUUGAGAAAAAGUGGUUAAAUGUAAUAUACUAAUAUCGCUUAGUGUUUUU